This is a messenger RNA of Pangasianodon hypophthalmus (striped catfish), 3311 nucleotides long. RefSeq names its product high mobility group protein HMG-I/HMG-Y. Gene Ontology annotation, biological process: regulation of DNA-templated transcription. Lineage: Eukaryota; Metazoa; Chordata; Actinopteri; Siluriformes; Pangasiidae. Gene Ontology annotation, cellular component: nucleus; chromatin. The transcript is spliced from 5 exons. Gene Ontology annotation, molecular function: DNA binding; transcription coregulator activity. The coding region runs from base 145 to 465 and encodes 106 amino acids. The record is from RefSeq and is a predicted model, not a curated record.
AUUCUGGAUGAGUUGCACGGGUCGAAUGGCGCUCAGAGGCAGACCUGCCAGGAGCGAGCUGCAGAAGUCCAGUCUCCAAAUGACAAGGGACUGAAUAAUAAUACUGUGACAUGGACUGCUGAGGUCGCUUUGAAGCAAGAGACCAUGAGCGAGACUGCCAAGGACAAGGGCGCCGUCUCUACUAAAGAGAAGGGCGGAGCGGAGAAGAGAGGCAGAGGGAGACCCCGAAAGAACCCACAGCAGGAGCCCAGCGGUUCCCCGACGCCGAAGAGGCCCCGAGGACGACCAAAGGGAAGCAAAAACAAGGCGAGCUCCACAGCACCUAAAGGCAAAAAAGCAGCUGCUGCGACAGCAUCUGCAGGGGGAAAACGCAGAGGAAGACCCAAGAAAGCAGAGAAAGAAGAGCAGCCAUCGAAGUCUUCUGAGGAAGAGGAGGAGGAAGAAGAGGAGGAAGAGGAACAGUAGAGCAGCAAAUCAGCGCUACCUCAUAACUCGAUCUCGUCACUUCCCGUUUAAAAAGAAAAAAAAAAGAAAAAAAAAAAAACAGAGCUGGACUUUUUGCAACCUCGCAAAAAAACACCACGAACCCGAACGGCCGUGCCACUCUCGCUCAUCCUCCAUCAGCACAGCACACUACAGUGCAUCUUCUCUCUCUCUCUCUCUCUCUCUCUCUCUCUCUUUACCACCACUGGAAAACAAACAGACUCUCAAAUACUGUACGUGUGUGUGUGUGUGUGUGUGUGUGUGUAUACAGGCAUGCAUUCUUGCUUGUAUUUCGAACACAAAGUCCGUGCAUAUCUGCUCUCCGGUCACGUGUCAUUAUACUGGACAAAGAUUUCCUCUGAUGCAGGUUUCAGUUUUUUUUUUUUCUUGCUUUUAAUGAAAACUUUCAGAUGUUCACACGUUCUCUGGACAAAGGUGAAUCAACCUACUUCUAUUGUUUCUCUGUGUGUGUGUUUGUAAAGGGAGGGGUCAGUACUUUACUUUUGGCUUCCAGGUUUUUUUUUUUGUUUGUUUUUGUUUUUUCCCCCCGUUUUUUUAAAGCUAUACGUUGGUGGAAAGGGUCGGUGUAGGUGUGUGUGUGUGUGUGUGAGCGAGCGUAAUAGACACCAAUUCAUUGCGACACCGCGUCAGUCCGUUUUUAUCUCAGAUUGAGUCAGCGGAUAUUCUUAAGUCUGCGACUUUUCCUCCUGACUCAGUUCGGUUUCAGAAAGAUUUUAAAAGUUUGCAAAGUGGGGAACAAAAGAGGUGCGGAGUUAGACGGUGCUUCUGGAUCACUGUUUAAGAAAUUUAAGAAAAGUUCCUGUUUUUGUUUUUGUUUUUUGUUUUUUUGGUCGUCCUGUCAUCUUAGGAUCAUGAGACCUUAUGAAAACAUAAGUCACGCUAUGGAGCUAAACAGCUGUCUAGCUAGUGCAGCUCUGUGUGAUUUUAUUUUCCACCAUAUUCCCAGAGUUCCUAAUUAUCGAGAUGGUUACUAAGGAUGCACCGAUACACGAUUCUUCAAAUCAUCAAGCACGGUUUUAUACGCGUUCGUGGACGUUUAGAGAUUGUCGAUGCGUGAUUUCCCCUGAUGAUCCUGAUGAAACCGUGAUAUCUGACGAUGUAUCGGAUUGAGGUUGAUGUUUUCUGAUCCGUUCCCAAUGACGCAUUUUUUAACUCUGUGCUUUGACAUGAAAUACUGAAGGACAUCUCUUGAUGAUUUUUUUUUUCUUUAGCUGAAAAAGGCACAAACAGCCAACAAGCUUUGGUUUUGGAAAAUAAAAUAAAAUGAAAAGUGGAGAAUGUAUCCGUGCAUCUUUAGUACUUUGGUGUUGCAUCUACGUGGAAAAAUAAAUCAUGAUCUCAAGACAACAGGACCAAAAAUACUGCAUUUUCUCUGGACUUGUGUAGAAUACAGACGUGAGGAGAGCACUCUGACUUUUCUUUUUUUUUUUUUUUUAAACUUUAAUAAGCAUUUCAUUUAAUUGUCGUUUCAUUUUCAUCACUGAUGGCGAGAAGUGGAUCAUUUUAUUCCGUUUUUAUUCUCCACAGGACGGCGCUGUUUGCUACUGUUCAGCCUGGUUUCCGAUUGAUUUUUUUUUUUCUUCUCUGGUCAUACAUUUCAUGUUGUUUUUUUUUUUUUUUGUUUGUUUUGUUUUGAUUUUCGUUUAAACUCCGAGUCAGGGAACGCCGAUCGGUCCAGCGACUGAGUUUCUCAGAACUUUAAUGCUGCUACGAACACGGUUGAAAAAAAAAAACCCGGAAUACUGCAACGUCACACUCGUACCUCACUCUGUGUCAGUUUAGGACGGCUUACUGUUUAAAAAAAAUAAAUAAAUAAAAAGAAAAAAAAAAAAAAAAAAGAUAUUCAGCUGCUCCCGGUGCAGCCUCUGUUUGGCUAGAGUGUGAGCAAACUUUGAUUUAUUAUUUUUUUUUUUUCCUUUCUUUCUUUCUUUCUUUUUUUUUUUUUUUCUUCCUUUCUUUUUUUGCAGUUCAGUUUGUCUUUGAGUUAGGUUUUGUGUGUGUGUGUGCGCGUGUGUGUGUGUGACUAACGGUAGGACUUUAGAGGUUUUUAGAGAACUCGUGCAUAACGGCGUGCACUUCAGUGUACAGCAUUCGAUGUUUUCAAGGUUUUUCUUCCUUUUUUUUUUUUUUCCCUCAUACGUGAGACUGUAGACGCGCCACAGAAACGACUGCGUUGGGACAGAGAGAGGAAAUACUGUCUGCUUUUUCUUGCAGAAUGUUCACCCACUGUGGUAUGUGUGUGCAGGUGUGUGUGUGUGUGUGUGUGUGUGUGUGUGUGUGUGUGUGUGUGUGUGUGUGUAAUAGUUGCCCCAACAUGAAAAUAAUUUGCAGCUUGGUCCUAACCCUGCUGUGUUUUUGUUUUGUUUUUUUUUUUUAAAAACCCAAAUUAAUAAAACUAAUUGGAAUUGUGGAAAAUGGUCCUGAUGUAAAGUGUAAUGUUUACUGUUAAUAUCAGAUAUUUGUUUUAAAAUUAAUCCUCAGAUUUGAUGUGUACAAGUUUCAUUCGUUUCAGUGCAUCAGAUCAUCGAGUUCAUCACCAACAUCCUGCUUUAACCUCAACUUUCCCCUCAGUUCCACUUCCUCAUUUACACCUUGGUACUUCAGUUUUUAAAUACUGAUGUUUUCACCCCUGAUUUGUGUGUGUGUGUGUGUGUGUGUGUGUGUGUGUGUGUGUGUGUGUGUGUGUGUGGUGCCUGCACACAGUAAACUGGUUUGGGAUCAGUCUUUACAAUGUACAAACUCUCUUUUUUUAUUGUGGCCUGCAAGUAUUUGUAUUCAGACUGGUAAUAAAGUUAAUGAUUCCUACA